GCGGGAGAAUAGCACAUGACGUCAGUUUCGAGUUCCUGCUUUUUAAACCGAGAAACCGAGAGAAAACACUGAACGGAGUAUCGCCUGGUCAGGACACAAAAAGAAUAGCAUGUCGCGUCCCAGCAGCGCGUCCCCUCGACCAACCAUGUCGCAGCCCAAGCAGACCGGCCCCUCUCGGGGCAAAGGACUCAAAGACAUUCGCAUUGACGAAGAGGUGAAGAUUGCGGUCAACAUUUCCUUCGAGAGAUUCCAGUACAGCGAAGAAAAAGAACUGGAGUUUCCUUCUUCCUUGACGAGCACAGAAAGGGCCUUCAUUCAUCGGAUGGCCCAGUCCUUAGGCUACAUCUCCAAGAGUCGAGGGAAAGGAACGAGGCGAUUCCUCACCAUAUGGAAGAAGGACGGCACAGAGACAGCCCAGUCCGUGAUGACCUUUAACCUUUCCCACAAUGCCAAGCACGUGGUCCGCAGCCUGCUGCAGAGGUUCCCCAUCACGAACAAGGAGCGCACGGACCUGAUGCCCCGCACCGAGCGGGGCCUGUCCCUGGCCCUGGAGUCGGACAGCUGCCAGGAUAAGAACCGGACCAGCGGGAGGCUGAACAACGGCAUCCCGCAGGUGCCCCAGCGCAGGGGCCCGUCCGAGCUGGACGCCUUCCGCCGCUCUCUGCCCGUCUACGAGCGGCAGGACGAGAUCGUGCGCAUCAUCCAGGAGAACCGCGUGGUGCUGGUGGUGGGGGAGACGGGCUCCGGGAAGACCACGCAGAUUCCCCAGUUUCUCCUGGACGACUGCAGCCGGACCGGUAGCCCCUGCCGGAUCUUCUGCACGCAGCCGCGCAGGCUGGCCGCCAUCGCCGUGGCAGAGCGCGUGGCUGCUGAGCGCGGGGAGAACGUGGGCCAGACCAUCGGCUACCAGAUCCGGCUGGAGAGCAGAGUUUCCCCCAAAACGCUGCUGACGUUCUGCACCUGCGGGGUCCUGCUGCGGACGCUGAUGGCGGGGGACGCCACGCUGUCCACCGUCACACACGUCAUCGUGGACGAGGUCCACGAGAGGGACGGCUUGUGCGACUUCCUCCUGACGAAGAUGAGGGACCUGCUGCAGAAGAUGCCGUCGCUGAAGGUGAUCCUGUCCAGCGCCGCCCUCGACGUCGAACUCUUCGUCCGCUACUUCGGCUCCUGCCCCGUCAUCCACAUUAAAGGAAGGCCAUUUGAAGUAAAGGAAGUUUUUCUGGAAGACAUUUUACGGACAACCGGCUACACCAACAAGGACAUGAUCAAAUACAGGAAGGAGAUGCAAAAAGAGGAGAAGCAGCAGACGUCGCUGACGGAGUGGUGUCGGGUGCGAGAUGGCGGCUCCCGGCAGGAGCCGCGGCGGGAGAGGACGGGCGUCCGAGCGCUCGAGGAGAACGACCUGCUGGACGACGGCGCCGACAGCGUUUUCGGCCAGCUGAGUGAAAAAGACGUGGCCUCACUGGACCCCUGGCUGCUGAAGGAAAUGGACGCCUGCAUCUCUGACGUGUUUCUCAGUCAGGACGCCGACGCGUUCGUGCAGCUCUUCAACCUCAUCCUCAGCGAGAACGUCAGUGUGGACUACAGGCACAGCGAGACCAGCGCCACCCCACUGAUGGUGGCGGCGGGGCGGGGCUUCCUGGGGCCCAUGGAGCAGCUCCUCAGCAUGGGCGCCAGCGUCAACAUGAAGGCCUCCAACGGCUGGACGGCGCUGGACUGGGCCAAGCACUUCAGCCAGGCCGAGGCGGUGGACCUGCUGGAGUCCUACAUCUCCUCCCUGGAGGCGGGGAAGCUGGAUGAGUCGUCGCUGGUGCAGGCGUCCUCGGCCAGCCUGAGCUCGGAGGACCAGGAGCUGCUCAAGGUCUACCACCACAGCUUCGACGACGAGAAGGUGGACCUGGACCUCAUCAUGCACCUCCUCGCCAACAUCUGCCAGAGCUCCGACGAAGGCGCAGUUUUGAUCUUCUUGCCGGGAUACGAUGAGAUAGUGGGGCUCAGGGACCGCAUUCUGUACGACGAUAAACGCUUCGCAGAUCACUCUCACAGGUACCAGGUCUUCACGCUUCACUCCAACAUGCAGACCUCCGACCAGAAGAAGGUGCUGAAGGCCUCUCCCGCCGGCCUUCGCAAAAUAAUACUCUCCACCAAUAUCGCAGAGACGAGCAUCACCGUGAACGACGUGGUCUUCGUCAUCGACUCCGGCAAAGUCAAGGAGAAGUCCUUCGACGCGCUGAACCAUGUGACCAUGCUGAAGAUGGUGUGGAUAUCAAAGGCCAGCGCCCUCCAGAGGAAGGGAAGGGCUGGGCGCUGCAGGCCUGGGAUUUGUUUCCACCUCUUCAGCCGGCUGAGGUUCAACAACAUGCUGGAGUACCAAGUCCCUCAGCUACUGCGUAUGCCUCUACAGGAACUGUGUCUCCACACCAAGCUGCUGGCCCCCAUCACCUGUCCCAUCGCAGAGUUCCUCUCCAAAGCGCCCGAACCUCCGCCCACGCUCAUCGUCAAAAACGCCGUGCAGAUGCUCAAGACCAUCGACGCCAUGGACCCCUGGGAGGACCUGACGGAGCUGGGCUACCACCUGGCGGACCUGCCGGUGGAGCCGCACCUGGGGAAGAUGGUGCUGUGCGCGGUGGUGCUCAAGUGCCUGGACCCCAUCCUGACCAUCGCCUGCACGCUGGCGCACCGCGACCCCUUCGUCCUGCCCGCGCAGGCCGCGCACAAGAGGGCCUCCCUGCUCUGCAGGAAGCGCUUCACUGCCGGCACCUUCAGCGACCACAUGGCCCUGCUGCGCGCCUUCCAGGCGUGGCAAAAGGCACGUAGCGACGGCUGGGAGAGGGCCUUCUGUGAGAAGAACUUCCUGUCUCAGGCCGCCAUGGAGAUCAUCAUCGGGAUGAGGACCCAGCUCCUGGGACAACUGCGAGCCAUUGGUUUUGUGCGAGCGAGGGGCGGGGGAGACAUCCGGGACGUGAACCUGAACUCGGAGAACUGGGCGGUGGUGAAGGCCGCCCUGGUGGCCGGCAUGUACCCCAACCUGAUCCACGUGGACCGGGACAUGGGCUGCCUCGCCGGGCCCAAGGAGAAGAAGGUCCGCUUCCACCCCACCUCCGUGCUCAGCCAGCCCCACUACAAGAAGAUCCCCCCGGCUAACGGCCAGGCCGCCGCGGUGCAGUCGCUGCCCACGGAGUGGCUGAUCUACGACGAGAUGACCAGGGCUCACCGGAUCGCCAGCAUACGCUGCUGCUCGUCCGUCACCCCCUUCACUGUGGCCGUUUUCGGGGGGUGUGCCAAACUGCCCAGCACCGCCCUGCAGGAGCCUGCCAUCCAGAAGGCUGACCCUCUGAACGAGAGCAGCGACAGCGAGGCGGAGGACCGGUCCCUGUCCCAGCGCUCUCAGAUGAACAUCGACGAAUGGCUGCACUUCAGACUGGAGCGAGAGACGGCCAGCCUGGUCUUCCAGCUGAGGCAGAAGUGGCAUUGGCUGUUCCUCCGGCGGAUCCGCGCCCCCUCCAAACCCUGGUCCCAGGUGGACGAGGCCACCAUGCGGGCGCUGGUGACGGUCCUGACCGCCGAGGAGCAGGAGGCAGGGCUACAGCAGCCCGCCGGCAUCGGGCAGAGGCCCCGCCCCAUGUCGUCCGAGGACCCGCCCCCCCAGCCCUCCUCCUGGAGGACCGCCAACUGCCGCAAGAGCUGCGCCGACCCCGAGCUGGCCGAGGAGCACCCCGCCCUGAUGGACAGGUCCCUGAGGCUCUCGCCCUCCCCAGCUGUCCCGCAGCCCAAACUGAACAGGGAGAGGGGACCCCUGCACCCCAAACUACCAGGCGACGACCGCUCGGACCAGCUGUCCAUCAGAUCCAGCGACAGCAACAGCACCAGUGCCAGCCCCUCCCCGCCUUCUUCUGGGAAGUGCUCCAAGUCCCCGUCGCCGCGGCACCACGGGCCGGUGCGCUACUUCAUCAUGAAGAGCAGCAGCCUGCGCAACAUCGAGAUCUCGCAGCAGAAGGGCAUCUGGUCGACCACGCCCGGCAGCGAGCUCAAGCUCAACCGCGCCUUCCAGGAGAGCGCCAGCGUCUUCCUCAUCUUCUCCGUCAAGGGCUCCGGCCACUUCCAGGGCUACGCCAGGAUGUGCUCGGACAUCGGGCCGGAGCAGUGCCAGGACUGGGGCUUCACCGGGCUGGGGGGGGUCUUCAGGGUGGACUGGAUCCACAAGGAGAGCCUGCCCUUCCAGUUCACCCACCAGCUCUGCAACCCCUGGAACGACAACAAGAAGGUCCAGAUCAGCAGAGACGGACAGGAGUUGGAGCCCCAGGCUGGAGGCCAGCUGUUGCAGCUCUGGGACCGUCUGUCUGGGAAGCAGCAGGAGGCUGACGCUCUUCCGUCGGGAUCAAGGCCAUGAAGACGCACUUUCAAAGCAAAGACCACACGGCGUUAUUCGCCCACUCCGAACCGACUGGAGGGCAGUGCAUAGUCUACACUGACUGCACACAGUAUGUAGCUGUUGAUUUACUGGGCAUAGAAUCAGAGUGUGGGAGGGGUUUGCUAGUUGAAUGUGCUUAAUUAUCUGUUGGUUGUCAUUUCCAGUCGCACUUUAUCAGACUGAACCAUGUGCAUCUAUUCAGAUGUUUCAUUUUGGUGUUUUGCGCACGGGAACACGAGUCGAUUUCGUCUAUAUUUUCAAGGGGUGGUGUGUGUGUGGGUUUUUAUUUGUGUACGUGUGCGCGUGUGUGUGCGUGCAAAGGUACUUGAAUUUUCAAAUUGGUUUUUUUUUUCCUUAAAAUUUGUUCAUGAAGUUCACAAUUCUGUAAGUUCGUACUCGUUUUCACGAUUUAUCCUUCAGGGCAGACGAUAUUGUUCUGCCAUUGAAACUGAACCUCUGCUAACCGAUGUAAUGUGUAUAAUGUGACGUAUAAUUUUACCGGAACGUUCUGGAACGAUAUGUACUACGAAACACAGAAUGCAGAAGUGAAGAACGCCACUACUGUGUAAAAAGUUUGACGCGAGGGAGGCUUCGGCCGAUCUCAGCUGGGUAACGGGUUUCAGGGGCCCUCAGAUGACACCGCACGGUAGCCCUGUGUGGGGUCCCUUUUCUGUUUUCGGUAUCGAGGGUAACGGAACGACCUGCACCGGGGCAUGAAAUGCUCAAAGUUUCCCUCCAAUGGCUGGUGAUGUAGAGGAGUCCCCCCCAGCCCUGGGUCCUGGAGAGCCACAGGGUCCGUUUAGAACCGUUAGCUGUGCCUGGUGCGCCAGACUACCCGUUACAUUACCGACGGAACCGAUGAGCUGCUCAAGCUCAUGGUGGUGACACGCUUGCUGAUUCAGCAGAGUGAGGAAGUGAUAAGGCACUCCGGCACCCUUGGCAUCAUUAAGAGAGCACGGUGUAGCAGCACACAGUCUGCUGGCUUCCCAUUUCAUCUCUGAAGUCAACCAGCAGUUUAAGACCAGACAGAGCAGCUAAUGAGUUCAGCAUGUAACCAGCUGAUAAGUGCUGAGUGACCAUAGAAAUCAUCCCACCCUGGGGUCCUCCAGUCCCAGGAGUGGGUCGUUCCUGAUGUACUACAAAAUUAAGUUUGGGUUCCCCUGGUUGGGGGGGGGGGGGGGGGGCUUUGUACUGUGGUUGCCUGGGAAAAGACGUUGGACUGAAAAAAUGUGAACAGCCCACCAACCUUGAACAUGGAGUACAAUGGAACAAAGCAAGGGACCACAGAUCUUCAGCAAAUAAAACCACAGAAGUUGAGAACCAUAGAUAUCCUGUCAUGGACUUGCUCUUUUUUUACCUGCUCUGUAAUCUGCAGACUGUUCUUUUUUUUCUGUGGAUGUUUCCAUUUACAUUUAAGCCAACCAUAAAUACAAAAUGCUGCGUGUGACUGCUUUAAUCCUGUUGGGGGCGAUUAAGUUUUCAUGCGUCCCGUUUCAUUUUACUACGUUUCUUUCGAUGUUUACAUGGAACAGUAAGUUUUACAUUUUUUGAUGAUCUGCUGAAGGGAUUAUCUGAUAAAUCUUAGUGUUAAAUUACCUAAAUAAAAUACAGUCAAGCGCUUAA
Messenger RNA from Anguilla anguilla (European eel), 6037 nucleotides. RefSeq names its product 3'-5' RNA helicase YTHDC2. Gene Ontology annotation, molecular function: RNA binding; protein binding; ATP binding. The transcript has 31 exons. Lineage: Eukaryota; Metazoa; Chordata; Actinopteri; Anguilliformes; Anguillidae. The record is from RefSeq and is a predicted model, not a curated record. Gene Ontology annotation, cellular component: intracellular anatomical structure. The coding region runs from base 110 to 4393 and encodes 1427 amino acids.